AUGUACAAUGACCUUGCUUAUAAAGACAAGACCAUAUUAUAUAUUGGGUACCUUUCAGCAGACACGAGAGAUACUGAUCUUCAAAUAAAAUUUCAACGAUUUGGAAGGGUUCGAGACGUGGAUGUUAAACGUGGCUUUGCUUUUGUUGAAUAUUAUAAUCAUGGUGAUGUUGAGUUAGCCAGGAGGAGAAUGAAUGGGUUUCUUCUACAUGGGAGUAAUUUAAGUGUAGAGUUUGCCAAAAAGGAAUUAAGAAGAGCAAUUAGAAGAGGUGAGUUACAUGAAGAAAUGAGGAGAGAAGUGUGUUAUAAUUGUGGAAGAGAGGGACACUUUGCAAGGGUAUGCAAAGAAGGUGAUUGGAGAAAUAAGUGUUAUGCAUGUGGGCAGACUGGUCACAUCAGAAGCCAAUGCUCCAAUGCUGCAAGGUAUCAUUCAGUAGCUCCUAAAAAUGGCUACCACUCAAGGUCUCAAUCUCCUUAG
Messenger RNA from Cryptomeria japonica (Japanese cedar), 477 nucleotides. Its product is annotated as serine/arginine-rich splicing factor RS2Z32-like. Gene Ontology annotation, cellular component: nuclear speck. Bases 1 to 477 code for a protein of 158 amino acids. NCBI's taxonomy places the organism in Eukaryota, Viridiplantae, Streptophyta, Pinopsida, Cupressales, Cupressaceae. The record is from RefSeq and is a predicted model, not a curated record. Gene Ontology annotation, molecular function: mRNA binding; zinc ion binding. The transcript has 3 exons. Gene Ontology annotation, biological process: mRNA splicing, via spliceosome.